Messenger RNA from Lathyrus oleraceus (garden pea), 837 nucleotides. RefSeq lists its product as uncharacterized. Gene Ontology annotation, molecular function: nucleic acid binding. Lineage: Eukaryota; Viridiplantae; Streptophyta; Magnoliopsida; Fabales; Fabaceae. Bases 1 to 837 code for a protein of 278 amino acids. The transcript has 2 exons. The record is from RefSeq and is a predicted model, not a curated record.
AUGAUAUUGUCUGUUAUGUUACUACUAAUAAAAUAUGCAUAUAAUAAUACUAAGUCUGAAUAUGGUAAGUUCACAGUUAGUUAUGUUAUAUUGUUUAAAGAUAGUGAUAUAACCUUUAGAGAAGAUUGGAAUGAUUUACCUAUAUUUGACCAAUUAUAUAAACUUAUAUUAAAUAAAAGUGAGAUAUACGGAUCGAUUGAAAUAAAAACUAUCAUUAUAAGAAUAUAUCUUUCUGAUCAAAGACCUUGCGAAUCACCUUUAUUGUCCUAUGAAGAGGUGGGAAAAUAUAUAUUUGAUAGCUUAAACAGCAAUGUUGUUAUUGAACAUAAAGAACCGCGAAAAAUACGAGCAUCUAAAAAGAAGCGUAUUUAUAGUAAAUUUAUAACAACACUCAAAACAGGUGAUAAACUAAGGCAACAUUUCAUUGUUGCUAAUACCGAAACUAUUAUGAUCAAGGAAAAACAAAACCCUUACACGGAAGUACAUGUCCCUUACGCUAUUGGAUUCUUAUUAGUAAGAUCCGGUAAUGAUAUAUGUUAUAAUAUGAUUGAGACAUAUUUCAGUGAAAGUUACAUAACUCAUAACGUUAUAAAUGCUAAGAAGUACACAAUAAAACCACUUAUGAGAAAUAAUAGGCUAUACGAGGUUGUCGUAUUUAAUGAUAAUAAACUUAUAUUUAAUCUAAGGGAUUCCUUAACUCCGCUCCCGCGUUCUCUUAAAGAUUUAGCUCAAAAUCUCUGUCCUCACUUAAGAAUUAAGGGUCCAAUCAACCAUGACGAUAUAAAACUAGAUAAUCUAAGUUCACUCAAAUAUCAAUUGAUAGUAAUAACUGAGUGA